Molecule: messenger RNA, 234 nt
Organism: Penicillium chermesinum
Lineage: Eukaryota; Fungi; Ascomycota; Eurotiomycetes; Eurotiales; Aspergillaceae
Exons: 1
Coding region: 1-234 (77 amino acids)
Source: RefSeq, a predicted model, not a curated record
AUGAGUAUGACUCGCGAUGCUGUCGCGGAUGCUUCGUUCGCCGUAUCAUCGGUUCCGGAGCGUCCUGCUCCACGGCCUGGAGCUGCCCCUACACCAAAGACACAACCGCUAAACCCAAAGGCAGCUUCAGGUUGGAAUACCAAUGACUUGGGACUGCGAGUAGGCGCGGACGUGGUCAGCGCCAUGUCUGCCGGCGCGCUGACAUGUCCAUUGAUUACUAUCAUUGACCGGUGA